CGUGGAUUUUUUUUCUUUAAAAAGACUCCGCCCUGAAACAGCACAGCCACCAUUUUGUUUUAUCCCGCAUUACAGUCGACGGUUUUGUGACUACACAGGAGAAAACAAGAUAGAAUAGAUCUGCGAUUCUCUAGCGUUGGUUCAUCGAGACUAUCAACAUGAGUGGAUGUCGUAUCUUCAUCGGUCGCCUGAGCCCAUCGGCCAGAGAGAAGGAUGUGGAGAGGUUUUUUAAAGGAUACGGUCGCAUUCGGGACAUCGAUCUAAAGAGAGGCUUCGGCUUCGUGGAGUUUGACGAUCCCAGGGAUGCUGAAGAUGCUGUAUAUGAGUUGGAUGGCAAAGAGCUGUGCAAUGAAAGGGUCACCAUUGAGCAUGCUCGUGUGCGUCUGCGGGGUGGCCGUGGGCGGGGAGGUGGCGGUGGAGGCGGACGUUUCUCUGACCGCUACGGCAGAGGUUCCCAGAACAGUCGGAGCCGAAACCCUCCUCCGAUGAGAACUGAGAACCGUCUGAUUGUGGAGAAUUUGUCCUCCCGUGUCAGCUGGCAGGACCUGAAAGAUUUCAUGAGACAAGCUGGAGAGGUGACAUUCGCAGACGCACAUCGCCCAAAGCUCAACGAAGGGGUGGUUGAGUUUGCCUCUCACAGCGAUUUGAAAAAUGCCCUUGACAAACUUUCUGGAAAGGAAAUCAAUGGAAGGAAAAUCAAACUCAUUGAAGCUGCCAAAAAGAGAUCAAGAAGCCGUUCACGCUCCGAGAGCUCAUCCCGUUCACGCUCUCGUUCCCGUGGCCGCUCCCAGUCCCGCUCUCCCAGACGUUCCCGAAGCCCUGCCAAGGCCCACCACCGUUCCCGCUCUCGCAGCGGCACGCCUGCACGUGGCACCUCUUCGCCGAGCCCCAAAUCAAAGGAACCCAACAAGCGCUCAUCCAAGACCAGCAAAUCAGUAACUCCGUCGUCACCUCCGCCAGCUCAGAGGGCCUCCAGAUCCCGUUCUCGGUCAAGAUCCCGUUCACAUUCCCGUUCUCGCUCUAGAUCUCCUCGCUCCCGCUCUCCUUCUACUGACAGUCAACGCUGAGUUCGUAAAAGUCAGCGGUAGAAGUAACUAGGAGGGGCUGGUUUACUAGAGCUCCCGUUGCCUCCUUUUGAAAGCGGGACGUGAAUUUUCUUUGCGCAAAUCUUGUUGAAAUUAUUAGCUGUUUGUUUUUGUUUUUUCCGAUUUAAUUGGCAGUUUAUUUCCAGAAUGUUUCGGUGCUCAGAGUUACGCCUCACUUCUAUAAACCUAUCCAUGUGUUAUAAUACAGCAAUGCAGUUGAGCUUCUAAAAUGCAAAAGUCACCAUAAACCUCACUGUUGCAGCGCUUUUAAACAGGCUCUUUUAUUCAGGGUGAUUCUCGAUGAAUUAUGGGAUCCUGUCUUUCUGGCGCAUCAGUGUUCAUGCCCUGCUCGAUUGUUCUUCAGAGUUUUCCUCCUUUACCAUCCAGCUGCACAUAUCCAAACGUACUUAAGAUACCUGAAUGUGCUGCUGUUUGAUGGCAAUUCGUUCUCCUAGUUGUGCUUAAAGUUCAAAUAAAACGCAGAUAUAUCUGGCACUGGCAGCUUCUUCACCUGGCUGCAAAAUGUGCACAUUAUUCCACUGAUUUAAAACUUGCGAAUUGACUUCAUUUAUGCUACCGUUUUAAUGCAACCACUGUUGAUAAUGACUUUGUACAGAGGCAAAACUCUUGAGGAUGCAGCCGACCCUUCAGUUGCACUCUUAAGCAAUAAUGUUGCUUACUGGAGUAAUAUUUCUUAAAUUAGGGAUUUAUGUACAUACUGCAGCUUUCUGUUAAGUGUUCAAAUAUAUACACAUGUUACCGUUAGGGUAGUUUGAUAGCUGUUAUUGUGGGUGAUCUGAGCAUACAAUGAUCUGAGGGAGACGUUUUGUUUUGUACAUGAGGGAUUUUUAUUUUCAGUGAAGAUAGACGUUUGUAUGGUGUAUUAAAAAUAGACUUGAUGAAUAAAUCAAUUUUAAUAAACCCUGAA
Molecule: messenger RNA, 2013 nt
Organism: Girardinichthys multiradiatus
Lineage: Eukaryota; Metazoa; Chordata; Actinopteri; Cyprinodontiformes; Goodeidae
Gene: srsf5b
Product: serine and arginine rich splicing factor 5b
Exons: 8
Coding region: 159-1067 (302 amino acids)
Cellular component (GO): ribonucleoprotein complex; nucleus; cytoplasm
Molecular function (GO): mRNA binding
Source: RefSeq, a predicted model, not a curated record